AUGAAUUGUGACUUCGAGGAAGACAUGUGCGAUUUGAUGAUUUACCGAGAUCAUGAAGAUAUGGAUUUAUACUGGGUUCGUCAUUCGGGGUCGACUGAGACACCAGGAACCGGGCCGUCGUUCGACCACACCUACGGCACUCAGCGAGACGGAUCUUACAUCUACAUGGAUUCGCCAGGGUACGUGGCCGGCGCAAGCGCGACUCUCAUAGGGCCACCUACAAUUUUCCCGCAGGGGCUCUUCUGUGCUCGCCUUUGGUAUCACAUGUGGGGAGAUGAUGUGAACUCCCUUAGAGUCUACAUGCACGAAUUGAAAGACGACCAAGACGCAACCGGGAACUGGGGGAAGCCGAGGCUCCUCCGAGUAGGUGACCACGGCGAUGAGUGGCUAGAAGGAGGCUUUGAAUUUCAGUCAGACGGGAAGACCGCUCAACAGUUGGUUAUUGAAUCCCUCGCUGGGUUCAGUGAGAAAGGCGAUAUAGCUGUGGAUGAUCUACGCAUUGUCCCAGGGCGCUGCCCGGAGGAAAUCAAGCGCGACUCGUACAACGCAGACUACAUUUGUGGCGAGGUCCGCCUUCUCACCGGAAAUUGGUCACAAGAAAAGUCUUGGUUCGUUGAAGGGGCUGUCUCCUGUGCUGGACGCGGUUACAGCUACGACAACCUCAAAGGCAACUGGGUCCCCUGUUGCGUUCCGCGGUAUGGGCAGUACACUCUGGUUCUUCAUGAUGCUUUCGGAGAUGGGUGGUCAGGAUCUAAGCUUGAGUUCCGCUUCUUCGACCAGGUGCAGGAAUUCGGUUCAGAUUUCAUGGGCAUCGAGGACGGCGCCGAGAAAAAGUAUACUCUGAACAUCGGCCUUCUCCAGAUUACACGGAUAGAGGGAAGUCAAGACCGCAUUGCUCUAGAGAUUCAAGUAGCUCAGCCCAAUUCUUACGUCUGGUGUGGCGCUGCCUUGUCUGGGUCUCCUGCUCCAACUGUUGAGGUUCUGAAGAAGUACGGAAUUCGGUCUCAAGAGCAGACGAAGAAACCUGGAGACAGACUGCGUAUGGAGAUUGCGAACAAGCCAAACGACAGACGCAUUCUGCAGCCAGCCACCGACUACAACAUCUACUGUUACGCAGAGCCUGCUGCGUAUGCGGCCGACCAGAAUCAGGUGAUGAUGAUGGACGACGCCCAAGUGGCUGCGUCCCGCGUGAUGGUUACGACAGACAAUAAGCCCCCAGAGAUCACUGUUGAGAGCGUAGACGAAGAGUAUACGGAGGCAAGCGUCAGAAUCAGGAGUGACGAGGUGGCAACUGUGUGGUGUGCAGCUGAAGAAGUGAGCAAGGUGCCAACAGACGACGCUGGCCAGUCCCCGCCACGGAGUGUAAUCAAGAAGGCAGGAAACAAAAUCCAGAUCGUCAAGGGAACAGAAAAUACGCCUCAGAUUCUAAAACUUAAAAACCUAAUGCCCGAUACUAAAUACCGCGUCUACUGCUACGCAGAAGAUCGUGCCCUGCCGAAACCGAACUUCACCGGUCCGGAGCAAGUGAGCGCCAAGGCGUUCGAUCUCGUAACACCGAGCAAGGUGCCUGAGCUGAAGAUUGAAUCUUACAAAGCAUUCGUCAGGGGAUUCAAGCUCUCAGUGAAAACAGACACGCCUGCGAAGGUGUGGUGUGGAGCGGCUAUGGCUGGGUCUGCUUUUCCAAAGAAAGAGGAUGUAAAGCGUGUUGGUGCUACUGCAGAGGUCACAGAUACCACGAAACCAGCGGACCUCGAAAUUCGUGGCGUUCCACCGAACACACGCUACUCCAUUUAUUGCAUGGCGUCUUCGCGGUCUGGAGCCUCGGAAAUGACAGACCAACAAAUGUGGGAUGGAGCUCUCGAGGUGACGUCGUUCGGCAAAUUCUGUGACAUGCCUAUUGAACCUGCAGUUCUUUCGGAGGGACCGGCGACUCCGUUCGAUCCUCUGACGCCCCCGGAGGAAUUCAUGGUUCGCGACUUCAUGAACACUCAGAAGAACCUGAGGCUCGAAGGCAUCUACCGGAUCAAUUUGUUCCUGGACAAAGACGCGAUUCUAAAUCACUUCGAGAAGGGAGCGGAAUUCCCCAAGAGGUACGCGCGCGUCCGCGCAGGCGUCUGCAACAACGGGAAAGGAGCUUACAGACAGUUCAAAGUCGGCCCUCUGGACACUGAAGAUGCGAAGAACUUGAAGAUAGAAGACAUUGGAGAGCCUGUGGAAACUGACUGUGGAGGCUACAAUCCACAAGGGGUGUUUGGACGUCGUCUCCUGGACCAAGAACAGGAAAAUGAACUGGACGCUUUUCUUCAUCGUGUUUUUGGGUACCACUUUGGUGUCAAGGCGUGCGUCUACGGGGAAGUCGACAACUGUUUGAAUUUCGGCCCUCUUAUCUACAAGCAGAAAGGAGAUCAACUUGAAGAAGUAUGGAUCGGUCUGAAGACGCCGCCGAAGGAGCAGGGGGAUUACGAACACAACCUCCCCUUUUACAUUGUUGCGGAGCCGCCUGUUGCAGACGAAAAAGUAGACGUUGUGAACGCGGAGAGUCGUGACCGCGUCGCGCUCCUUUUGGAACACGUGAAAGGCUACUCACUGAAUGGUGUGCAGUUCGAUUCCCUUGACGAAAUGUUCGAGACCGUCGACACAGCAGCCAAUCCAGAACUCACUGUGGAAAAGCUCCGGGACGCUAUGAGCGAAGUCAGGAACAAGCGAGAGGAACAAAGAGCCAAUGCGGUCCGUCGACUAGCGCCGUAUAACAUUGGACCUAACCCUAAAGGGCGCGAGGGUUUGGAGUACCGCGUCGGUCCCGAGCACAUUGAGCCGCAGGGAAAGAGGUACACUAUUACCCACAAUCCAGACUCCACCUCAUACUCGAUCAACUACGCAGGCUGGACGAUGACGGUGACGAAUGACCGCGACACGUCCCUGAAAAUCUGGAAUCUCCGCUUCAAAGACCAGAGAUACGCCUUCGAACUUGGCGUCAACGAAGCCCUUGCCCACUACAGUGUAGCAGAGCGCCACUGGUAUUUCAUGGAUUCGUGGUACGGCGGCCUGGGCGCGGCCGCCCGUCGAGUGCAUCCAGGAAUAGAAUGUGCCAAGACAGGCACGGUCUUGUUCUGGGACAAGUCACUUUGCGUCUUCGAGGAAGACAAGGCUCGACCUCUCCGGUCACACUGGAAAGCUGGAGUCCUGCGAGACGCCGUGCCCCAUUAUGCUCUUGUCCUCCGACAGAUCAUCACAGUCAGCAACUACGACUACAUCACCGACUACGUCUUCCACCAAAGUGGGUUUUUCGAGGCCACAAUGGCGUUUACGGGUGAGCUGUACGCCGGGGUGGAAGUGCCAUGGUACUCAGCUCGACAGGCCAACCACGGAACCCAGGUCACAGGGUCUAUGCGAAUGGGCGCUCUCCAUGCUCACUUGGCCUCGUGGAAGAUCGAUUUUGACCUCGACGACUACAAAUCCAACUCGAUUGCCUGGCAUGAGAUCAAGCAUGACACCGCGCGUCCCGGAGCGCUCAAAAUCGACACUUGGUUCGCAGAAACGGAAGAGCAAGCGUACUACAAAUUUAACGACACGCGCCCUCUUCAUUACCAAGUUAUCAAUGAGGACCACAAUGUCUACGGAAACGUCGGCGGAUUCACUGUCCUGCCUCUCCCGACCGUUGCGAUCCCCAAUCCUGAGUUCGAGCUAUAUACCGGUCCCGCUGCCUGGGCAAAGUACCGUAUUUUGACGACUUUGAGGAAGGAAGAUGAAUUCCAUGGAUCUCUGCCGCGGGAUAAUAAAUAUGCCUUGCGCCCUGCUGUUAGCAUCGACCGUUAUAUCCGUGACAACGAGCCGAUCCGCAAGAAAGAUGUCGUCACGUGGGUUGCGUCCUCUGUUUGGCAUAUUCCUGUGAUCGAAGAUAUGCCACAGACGCUCUCUCUUGGCAAUACUCUCGGAUUCCUUGUAAAGCCUCACAACUUUUUCACCGAGGAUCCCUCAAUGGACCUCCACAACUCCCUCGGUGGCGCCGUUCAGGACCCUGGCACGUGUGCGAUCAUCCGCCAGGAAACGGAGAAGUACCUGCAGGAGUAG
Toxoplasma gondii ME49 is the source of this 4071-nucleotide messenger RNA. Its product is annotated as MAM domain-containing protein. Gene Ontology annotation, biological process: amine metabolic process. The coding region runs from base 1 to 4071 and encodes 1356 amino acids. Gene Ontology annotation, cellular component: plasma membrane. The transcript is spliced from 3 exons. The record is from RefSeq and is a predicted model, not a curated record. NCBI's taxonomy places the organism in Eukaryota, Apicomplexa, Conoidasida, Eucoccidiorida, Sarcocystidae. Gene Ontology annotation, molecular function: copper ion binding; quinone binding; primary methylamine oxidase activity.